Messenger RNA from Entrophospora candida, 822 nucleotides. NCBI's taxonomy places the organism in Eukaryota, Fungi, Glomeromycota, Glomeromycetes, Entrophosporales, Entrophosporaceae. The record is from the annotation of a GenBank genome assembly.
AUGCCACAAACCAGUAGUAGUGAAGAUUCAGAACAUCUACAAGACCCAGACUUUCUCAGCAAUUCUGCAUCAAUGUUCAAUCUUCGAGAUGUUCGUGCAUUGAAAGCAAGUUUCUGCUCUACGCAUGCGAACGAUGUUAUUCCUAGGGGAACUGUCAACGUUCCAGAAGAGUACAUUCUCCCGAAUAUCGACCGUGCUUUGCUCGGAAGGGAAGACCUAGAUAUUAACCAAUUGAGUCAAAAUAAUCACGUUAAAACAUUCAUCAACAAAUUGCACAAAGUUGUCAAGAACGCGAGACUUGAUAUAGGAACGAGCGAGUCUUUAACUGAUACAUUGUUCCUUAAAAAUUGCAUUACAUCUAAACAUAGAUUACAUCCAACAUUCAAAUUUUCCGUUGGCCAUGCAGUUUUGUCAGCAAAAGUCGGAUUUGUAAUUGAUUAUAAAAACUAUUCUAUAUUGGUCGUUGAUGAUAAACAUCUAGCUAACGUUAGGCCAAGCAAUAACUAUGGGGAACCACAAAUAUUUGCUGAAAUGCUUGCUUGUGGUGAAGAAAAUAUACGUCAAGCUACUAUGACUUAUGAUGUGAUUAUAUUUGUAGUUCGUGUAAUUUCCACUUACGUUACGUUUUAUCGUUCUGUGAUUCAUAAAGGAUAUUGGGAUGAACUUGGUAUAGGUUGCCCACGACAGCAAUCAAUUACAAUCUUUAGAUGGCCAGGGAAUAGUAGUAUUCCAUUUGUUGGUUUUGAUCUUGCAGAACCGCAUGGAAGAAAAAAUGUGUUAGAAGCGUUAUGCAAGAUUCGUCAAUUCAUCUUAGAGUUGUAA